Molecule: messenger RNA, 2969 nt
Organism: Oryza sativa Japonica Group (Japanese rice)
Lineage: Eukaryota; Viridiplantae; Streptophyta; Magnoliopsida; Poales; Poaceae
Product: protein ESMERALDA 1
Source: RefSeq, a predicted model, not a curated record
ACAUGGGCCUAUGCUAAUGCCCACUUGAGCCAGAUACAUUUGGCAUGCCCUAACGAAUAAAAAGGGUCAUUACCGAGCCCAUUCCUGGCCUCCUGAUGCUGUCAACCUCACUUCCCCAUCACGAUCAUGAGGCAAAGAUCGGAUCGCAUUACGAAUCUCUCCCCAAACCCAAAUGUCCACCACCACCCACGCGAGGAUAGAAAGAUAAUCCGACUAGUUCCAUACUCCCAAUCUUGAACAUUAGACCUUCCAUUCCGUUCAUUCCCACAUCAAUCAAUCUAUCCCGACUCCCGUGCUGGAUUGGCGUGCCGCGCGCCCACCGGCCGCACCACAUCAGAGAGACCAGAAAAAUCCGAAUCCCCGGUCAGCGACGGCCAAAGCCAAAGCCAAACCAUAAUCCGCGCCGCGCCGCGCCUGAAACGCGCACGAAAAAACUUCUGGGAAUCCGAGCGCGACCGAUUAGGGGAGGUCACCAGUCCACCACCAGCGCGCGGCCACUAGCGCCGCGCUCGGACCGGCACCCACGCGGCCACGCACGCGCGCGCGCGGGGUCACGCGCCGGACACAUGCCGUGCGGCGCCCCUUCCCCCUCCGCUCCGGCUCGCCACCUCCUCCUCUCCGCCGCCGCCGCCGCCGCCGCCUCGGUGUUGUCUCGCUCUCCCGCCGCGUGGCGGCGCGGCGCGCGAUCGAUCGCGCGGGAGAAACCCUAGCUCUACAGUGGAGGGGGGGGGGGGUAUUAACUAACGGCUUUAAUAUUGGGAGGGGCUCGAUGCAGAACCACGCGUACAACCGGCUGGGGAGCUUGGGCGGCGGCGGCGGCGGCGGGAGCGGCGCCGUGCCGUCGCCGCCGUCUUCGCCGCGGCGGGGGGCGGGGAGGAGGUCGUCGGGGAAGGGCGGGUCGGCGAGGGCGGGGGCGGGGGCAGGCGCGGCCGGAGCUGUGCGGGGCGGAGGCGCCGUGCGGAGGGCGGCGAGGGUGGUGCUCGCCGCGCUGCUGCGGCGGCAGGCGGUCUUCCUCUUCGCUCCGCUGCUGUACGUCGCGGCGAUGCUGCUCUACAUGGGCUCCAUCUCUCUCGACAGCGUGCCCCGCAUCAUCUCGCGCCCGGCGCCUGGUUCGCUGUACCGCAGCCCGCAGCUCUACGCCCGCCUGCGCGCCGACAUGGACGCCGACAACGCCACUGACGCGCUAGCAACUGUAUGGAGACAUGCUUACAAGGGUGGCAUUUGGCGACCUUGCAUAAACAAUAUUACAUAUGAUUUGCCUGAAUUAAAUGGCUACAUAUACGUGGAGGCGAAUGGUGGUUUGAAUCAGCAAAGGGCAUCGAUAUGCAAUGCUGUUGCGGUUGCUGGUUUUCUAAAUGCAACUCUUGUGAUCCCAAACUUCCACUAUCACAGCAUUUGGAGGGAUCCUAGCAAAUUUAGUGAUAUUUAUGAUGAGGAACACUUCGUCCAACGAUUGAAAAAUGAUGUCCGAGUAGUUGACAAGGUGCCUGAGUUUAUUAUGGAGAGGUUUGGUCACAAUUUGAGUAAUGUGUUUAAUUUCAAGAUAAAGGCUUGGUCUUCUAUCCGAUACUACAAAGAAGCUGUUCUUCCUAAGUUGAUCGAAGAAAGGCUUAUAAGGAUAUCACCUUUUGCAAACCGACUGUCCUUUGAUGCUCCAUCAGCUGUUCAACGGUUGAGAUGUCUGGCUAAUUUUGAAGCCUUAAAGUUUUCUAAGCCGAUCACAACUUUAUCUGACAUUUUAGUAUCUCGAAUGAGAGAAAAAAGUGCCGAAAACAAUGGGAAAUAUGUAGCGGUGCAUCUCCGUUUUGAAGAGGAUAUGGUUGCAUUCUCUUGUUGUGUCUUCGACGGGGGUGAAAAGGAGAAGAAGGAACUGGAUGCAGCCAGGGAGAGGGGUUGGAGAGGAAAGUUUACUAGGCCAGGACGUGUAAUAAGGCCUGGAGCAAUAAGGAUGAAUGGGAAAUGUCCACUUACACCUUUGGAGGUUGGGUUAAUGCUUCGCGGGAUGGGUUUCAGCAAUAACACCGCGAUCUAUUUGGCUUCUGGGAGGAUAUAUAAAUCAGAGAAGAACAUGGCACCUCUCCUUGAAAUGUUUCCUCUCUUGCAGACAAAAGAAACAUUGGCAUCAGAUGAAGAACUUGCUCCAUUCAAGAAUUUCUCUUCAAGGAUGGCAGCUAUCGAUUACACAGUAUGUGUUCAUAGUGAAGUUUUCGUGACUACCCAAGGUGGAAAUUUUCCUCAUUUCCUUCUUGGUCAUAGGAGAUACAUUUAUGGUGGUCAUUCGAAGACAAUUAAGCCUGAUAAAAGAAGAUUAGCCAUACUCUUCGAUAGUCCACGUAUCGGAUGGAAGUCACUGAAACGUCAGUUGGUGAAUAUGAGAACACACAGCGAUGCCAAGGGUAUUGAAAUGAAAAGAGCAAAUGAAUCUAUAUACACCUUUCCAUGCCCCGACUGCAUGUGCCGCUCAAACAAAUCAGAACACUCUAAAUCCAUCCAGGCUAGAUAGCAUCUACUAGUCUUGACUUGAUUGACUGACCUUGAUUCUUUUUGGUACCAUAGCAUGUGCUCAUUCUUUGCUUGCCGUCUGGUGGUGUGAUGUCUGUCCGGUCUCCAAGCACCCUACUGCAGCAUUGCUCAUCUAUUACACUCCCCAGGUGGAUUUUGCGGAUAUAUUAGAUUCAUAUUAGCUAAGCUAAUCCUGGGGCUAACAAUACACCGAUCUGAGUCUCAAUAGAUGUGUCUAACCGUUUCUAGGUCUAAUACCCUGACAAUGUAGUGCCAGUCCGCUUGAUGUAAUAGUAGUUCCCUUGUACAUUUCUCAGCUAGGAAGAAAUUUGUCAUACAAAUUUUGAGAAGAGGAACAAUGCUUAUUCUGAUAUAAUUUAUUGAUCCUUUCAUCUGAAAGCUAGCUCUUUGUCUAACUAUUCUUUUGAUUAUUGUAUCAAGGGAGGGAGGUUUUCCUUCUUCUUUCA